This is a messenger RNA of Cicer arietinum (chickpea), 924 nucleotides long. Its product is annotated as protein VASCULATURE COMPLEXITY AND CONNECTIVITY. Lineage: Eukaryota; Viridiplantae; Streptophyta; Magnoliopsida; Fabales; Fabaceae. The record is from RefSeq and is a predicted model, not a curated record.
CAGUUUGUUAUAAAACAAGCUUUUCUCACCAUUAUGUUCAUAUAUAAAUGUGAUUUACCUAUUACAUCUUUCUUAGGCACUUGGCAAAGAAAAGCAUACUAGAAAAAAUAUAUAUUCUCCAAGAAAUGGCUAGAGGGGCAGGAAUUUUUCUAUGUCUCUUGAUUGUUAUCAUGGAUGCCACAGCUGGAAUUCUUGGCAUUGAGGCUGAAAUUGCACAAAACAAGGUUAAACACUUGAGAUUGUGGAUAUUUGAGUGUAGAGAACCAAGCCAUAAGGCCUUCAUGCUUGGGUUAGGUGCAGCAAUACUUUUGUCUCUAGCCCAUGUUAUAGCCAAUUUGCUAGGUGGUUGCAAUUGCCUUUGUUCUCAACAAGAGCUUCAAAAAUCUUCACCCAAUAGACAACUCUCAAUGGCUUGUCUCAUUUUAACAUGGAUUGUUUUGGCUGUUGGAUUGAGCAUGUUGGUAAUAGGGACUACAUCAAACAACAAAUCAAGGGGUUCUUGUGGUUUCACACACCAUCAUUUCCUAUCCAUUGGUGGGAUUUUGUGUUUUGUUCAUGGCUUAUUCUGUGUUGCUUAUUACGUUUCUGCCACUGGCUCUAUUAAUUAGCGAUUAAGGAAACACUUAAAAGUGGAGGCUACUUCUAUGCUUGCUUUUGUGCUUUUUAGGGGUUUGGCUUUACCAAAAUUUGUUGCUUUUACUUAUUAUGAAUAUGUCCAAGACAUUUACAUUACUUGUAACAUGUGGGGUAUAAAAUGAAAAUCCCACCAAUUUUAGGGUCUCCAUUUUUAAAUGAUCACCAAAUUAUCCUCCAUCCACUUACUUGUGUCAUGAAUAAUUAUCAAAAUUCUAGUUUAGGUUUUAUAUUUAUUUUAUCCUUUGUUUCAAAGCCAUUGGCCAAUGAAUAAUUUUCGGUUACCAUAUA